Molecule: messenger RNA, 177 nt
Organism: Letharia columbiana
Lineage: Eukaryota; Fungi; Ascomycota; Lecanoromycetes; Lecanorales; Parmeliaceae
Exons: 1
Coding region: 1-177 (58 amino acids)
Source: RefSeq, a predicted model, not a curated record
AUGCAAGAGAAGUCAAUACAGCAGGCGAAUACGGAGAAUACUACGGAGAAACAAAGCGGCAACAAGGCCCCCAGCACCAAGAACACGGCUCAGCUCUCCAAGAUCCCACGUCAUAUGCUCUCCACGGUUCCACAUCAAAUCAUCACUCAGCAAGCGGAGAACACCACUACAACUUAG